Messenger RNA from Quercus lobata, 1865 nucleotides. Its product is annotated as protein DA1-related 5-like. Lineage: Eukaryota; Viridiplantae; Streptophyta; Magnoliopsida; Fagales; Fagaceae. The coding region runs from base 989 to 1582 and encodes 197 amino acids. The transcript has 3 exons. The record is from RefSeq and is a predicted model, not a curated record.
ACACCAAGCCGCCUAUUAAAAAAAAAAAAUGCAAACCCUAAAACGCUCUGACUUCCGUUUCUCCUCUUUCGGAUACUCUCUUCUUUCGCUUCCUUUUUAUUUUCUUAACACCGAUGCUUACGAUACAAAGAUAGAGAAGGAGGAAAAAAUAAACCUUGCGAUUCAGAGAUGAGAAGGAGACAGAGUUGAGAGAACUACCACCAGUUUGGAGAGGGAAAAAACAGAGAAAUAAGAGAGAACAAGAGUUCGUUAUUCGGAAAGAGCAGAAACCUUUAUCGGUUAAAAAGCUAGUUUGAUAGUAAUAGCAGAGGUUGAUUUGUGAGAUUGAUGGAGGUAGAUGUAGAUUGAAGGUAUGGUUGUGGAGGUUGAAAGCACAGUUGUUGAAGGUGAAGCUGAAGUGGUUUCUGCCAUUGCUGCUGGGUUCGAUUGCUGCUCUGAUACCAUGAAAAGAAUCUAUCUAAGCUUGAAAAGAUUGCAACAAUGGUGUUCACACAAUAAAACACUCAGUGAGAAGCAAUAAACGCAGAGAGAAAUAGAGAGAAAAUUCAGAGAGAGACGAAGAAAGAAUAGAGAUUUCUAGAAGAAUGAAUGCUUCACAGUUCAUUACACUUGAUGUACAAUAUAUAUAUAUAUAUAUAUAUAUUACAAGAGAAACAGUAACUGCCUAAUCAGAGAUCCCUGAAAUCUCGGGAUUGAUUCGUAAAAUGUGGAGGGAAAUUAGGAACUGAGUAACUACCAAUAACCACCUAACAGACUGAUCUAAUGAACCAAUACAGAAGUACAAAAUGCAGCGUAUCAAUGAACUAAUAACAGAAGGACUAAACGCAACAUUUCAUUAAAUACAUUUACAACCUUGCAUUAAAUAGAACGACAUCAUUCUGUUGCAUAUCUGGACCAGCCGUUGAGAAACUAACCGUUGGGCAUUUGAACCUUAUUUUGGUUAGACAUUUGAGCAAUACUCUAUUUGUCUUUGGGUUUACUCUUAACAAUGGCAGCAGCAUUUGUUGGAGGGGCUUCUCUUGGGGCAGCAUUUGGAGAGGUCUUUGCAGUGUUACAUGACACAAUUAAGGAAGUGGUAGGCAAAGUCCGUAAGUUCAAACCCAUUCUUGAAAACCUUGAAUCCACGUUGAAUAAUUUGGCUCCAAUGGUCGACGAAAUAAGACAAUUAAGCGAACAACUUGAUCUUCCAGAACUGCAAACAAAGAAAUUGAUGAAGCAUAUGGAAGAAGGAGUGAAGCUGGUUCGCAAGUGCUUGAAAAUCUGGUGGUGGAAUAGCUGUUUCAAAGUAGGUUACUCCGCCAAACUUAAAGAGUUGGAUGAUGAAAUCCUCAGGUUUUGUCAGGUUGAUUUGCAAGUACAUAACACGAGGAAUGUUUUGAAGACUUUGGAACAGGUAAAUCAUAUUGUUAAGAGAGUUGAUUCAUUAAGGGCGAAGCCACCGGGGACAAAGACCAAGGCCCUGGUGAACGGCGGCCGUAACUAUAAGGGUCCCAAGCCCCUUGCCCCACACAAAACUCCCCCCGCUUCUUCUAGUAAGUCGAUAUUUGCUACACUAUUCUCCUGUUUCGGUUGCACUACUUAAUGAUAGAAGCGAACCAAGCAUUCCAUAAUCUUGUUCAUCACGCCGGGAUGGUUGAUGACGAGGUGUGGUAUAAAUGGAGGAGGCUCCACCGUGUAUUGCUGCUAUCAUCCUACGCGAAUGUGAAAUUUCAGGUAAAGCCCAGACUUGUCAUCUGGGGCUUUAGUUCAGAAUCAUUCAGAUAUUCCUUCAUGGUUAGAAGAAGGUUGUCUUAUUGUUUUUAUUUUUGGGUAAUAGGUAAGACUUAGGUAAAUGUAUUUUUCAAAUAAAUAGCCACAUGGUUAAA